GAUUUUUAGCGGCAUUUAAAACAGCUGUUCUUGCACCUUUUGCAUUUCAAUUUGUAAUUUAAAUGCGAAAAUGACAAAAGCUAUAAAAAGUAGCGGCAUAAUAUGUCUAAAAGCUAAGGUAUGUGAUCUGGAGCGCACUCUGCUAGGUGGUCAAAGCUUUCGCUGGCGCAAAUUAUGCUCAGAGCCAAAAGUUAAAUAUUGCGGCGUUGCUUUGAAUACCUAUUGGGAGCUGACGCCCGAAAAGGACCACAUUGCCUAUGACGCUCACGUUGCAGACAAUACUCCAAUAAAUAAUAAUUUCACUGCCUUGCUGAGCGAUUAUCUGCGCGCUGAUUUUGACUUGGAGUUGCAGCAAAAAAAUUGGAUGCAGGCAGAUGAGAAUUUCAAGAAAUUUGUUGGCCAACCAGUGCGAAUGUUGGCACAAGAGCCGCUGGAGAACAUUAUCUGCUUCAUGUGCAGCCAAAAUAAUAAUAUAAAGCGUAUUUCAUCGAUGGUUCAGUGGCUUUGCUCAACUUAUGGCAAUAAAAUUGGGCACUUUAAUGGCCAGGAUGAGUUCAGCUUUCCCACGCUGAAAGACCUUCAAGGCGGACGCACCUGCAGCCAGCUAGACGCAGAGUUGCGCGCGGCUAAAUUUGGCUAUCGAGCUAAAUUUAUAGCCCGUUCGCUGACGGAGAUCGAAAAGCUUGGUGGAUUGGAUUGGUUUGAGCAAUUGAGGCGUAUGCCCUAUGCAGAGGCACGAGAAGCUUUGGUACAGCUGCCGGGCAUUGGCUACAAGGUAGCCGAUUGCAUAUGCCUCAUGUCGCUGAAUCAUCUGCAAGCGGUGCCCAUUGAUACGCACAUCUUUAAGCUGGCCCAGCGGCAUUAUUUACCCCACUUGGCCAGCCAGAAGAGCGUCACUAGCAAAAUCUAUGACGAGAUCGCUCAACACUUUCAGCAGCUUCAUGGACAGUACGCGGGCUGGGCGCAAGCGGUUCUCUUCUGUGCGGAUCUGCCACAAUUUCAGCCCAAGCUGGAGCCCAGUGCGGCGAAGAAGCGCAAAAAGUAAUAUCCUUUGUAUAAUAUAUAUAUGUAUAUAAGCUAUAGCUAUAGCGAAACGUGUUUGUCCGCUAGUUAUAAGUUAUUUUAGGCCUAAAUCAUCCCUGUGUGUAAUAUAACUUUCGUAACUUCUAAAA
Messenger RNA from Drosophila navojoa, 1172 nucleotides. RefSeq names its product 8-oxoguanine DNA glycosylase (gene Ogg1). Gene Ontology annotation, cellular component: nucleus. NCBI's taxonomy places the organism in Eukaryota, Metazoa, Arthropoda, Insecta, Diptera, Drosophilidae. Gene Ontology annotation, molecular function: damaged DNA binding; 8-oxo-7,8-dihydroguanine DNA N-glycosylase activity. Gene Ontology annotation, biological process: nucleotide-excision repair; base-excision repair; base-excision repair, AP site formation. The record is from RefSeq and is a predicted model, not a curated record.